AUGGUCAUUGGGCUCCUUACCAUCACCUCGAUACCUACCAUUACGGGCGUCGGCGAGGCUGUGAGUGCGCAGAAGCGACAAAACGCUGCUUCCAAAGAGCAAGAAAAGAUUAAUCUGGAAGCGUCGUUUGUCGGAGAGAGCCCGUUGAGCGAUGCAACGGCAACCUGUUUCCUAAAAGACGGCAAGGCGAGUGCCACGGCUCGCCUGGUGCUCGAGUUUCCGGGGCAGAAUGUCCACGGCCACAAAUUCUGCGGCUUUCACUUCAAGUAUCCCGGCGAGGAGCAGCACCUCGGGCUGGUGAGCAGCAUCCAGGACGAGCCGCCCAUGCUCAACUGGAUCUACGUCAACCGGGACACGCGCGCAUUGGAGUACGGCGCCCGGAAGGACACUGUAGGCCACAUUGUAGGCCCAUGGGGCUGGAGCGAGGACGAGCGGUUUCUCACCUUGGAUGGGACCGCUGGGGGGUUUGUGGCAAGGAAACAGGAACAUAAUGGUGUGGAGAGGUGGAUAUUAUACUGGGAUCCGGAGACAGAUGGCGGCAGCGAGCGACAAGGACCCGCGGGAUCUGUCAUGCUUCAUCGAAAGCCGGUACUGGGAAUGGAGAGUUCCUACAUACGAGAUGGAGAGGAUUGA
This is a messenger RNA of Metarhizium acridum CQMa 102, 633 nucleotides long. NCBI's taxonomy places the organism in Eukaryota, Fungi, Ascomycota, Sordariomycetes, Hypocreales, Clavicipitaceae. The record is from RefSeq and is a predicted model, not a curated record.